AUGGCAAACAUUUCACUCAUAUUUCUUGCAAUACAAAUUAGUUUAUUUGGAAUAAUUAUUCUUUCAGCUCUUAUUUAUUCAAUUCCAAUUAUAUAUUUCCAAUGUUUUCGUUAUCAUGUCAAUAUCUUUACUCUGAAUUUAUGCUUAGCUAUAACAGGUUGUUCUCUUUAUUGGAUUAUAUAUUAUACGAUUGUAGAAUUUAACAGUUGCUAUUUACAUUCAGAAAAUACUUGUAUGCUCAUAAUUUAUGCACAAAUGAUGUUUACUCUUCAAGUACCAUUUGCAUUCAUUAUACUUACCGUUCAUCGAUAUUGUUCUAUAGUAUAUCAUACGAAACACUUUUUUAAGACAAAACAAUGUAUAGCAAUUAGUGUGAUUGGUCAAUGGAUUGCUGCUGUUGCAUUAUCAUUACCAAUGUUCUUAAAUCAUUCGCUUUGCAUUUUAUCAGAAUGGAAGCGAAUAUAUGCAUUGAUAAUGAUUGUUAUAAUUCCAUCAUUGAUUUAUAUGAUAAUGAAUGGUCUAAUUGUCAACUAUGUUCGUUCUUCAUCUCGUCAAGUUCAACCUCAGAUCAAAAGUAUUCAAACUUUUAGCCAUAAUACUAUUCGUCAACAACCGAAUAUUAGUCGACGUGAUGUUCGCCUUCUGAGACAUAUGAUGCGUAUGUUUUGUAUUUUUGUUGGAGGGCGGAGCCCUAUUUAUAUUGUUCUGAUUAUUGCAUAUUAUAUCCAUAUUGAUUUAAUUGUACCACGGUUCUUGUCUCUUUUAGCUGAUUUAAGUUUAUUGGGUGAUAUUCUUGAUCUGUUUAUAUAUAAUCAUGAGUUAAGACAUUUUUUCAAAAAUAUUAUUUUAACAUAUUUUAGAACAUAA
Messenger RNA from Rotaria sp. Silwood2, 867 nucleotides. The record is from the annotation of a GenBank genome assembly. NCBI's taxonomy places the organism in Eukaryota, Metazoa, Rotifera, Eurotatoria, Philodinida, Philodinidae.